GUGCUUUCCAGUGACCCCCAGAGAGGGAGGCCAAGAGUUCUUGACUCUGUCACAUGGAUGGGAGCGGGCACGAGCCAUGGAGAAGGCCAUGACAGUGUCUGUGUCUGGUCCCUUCUACAUCAAACCAAAGCCACCUCCAGAUACAUGUACCAGGACCUCAGUUUCCAUGCAAAACCUGGAGGGUGGAUACCUGCUACAGGCCUGGAAGAAAGUUGGCUCUUUAGGGGACCAGUUGAGAACUGGAGUUUGAGCCAUGAACACAACGUCAAGGCUUUCCCUUACUCCGUCAGUCCUACCUAUGCCCUGCACCGCACAGAGGACUGCUUGAUCUAGUUCUAGAAGAACAGCACCAGGCCAGUCCCAGGCACCUGCCCCCACUUGAAUUGUUCACCUUUGGCUCUGUGGGGAACCUUGAACCCAGGGAGUGGAGCUGGAAAAGAAGUGACCAGGGUCAAAGGACAGGUAGGUAGGCGUAGGUGCCAGAGGUUCCCAGGAUGGAAUCCAAUGGCACAACCGCUUCCUGUUGCCUAAACUCAGCUGUGUUCAAGGUCUCCCUCAGUGUGAUCCUCACCCUCCUCAUCCUCAUCACCAUCGCUGGCAACGUGGUUGUCUGCCUGGCUGUCAGCCUGAACCGCCGACUCCGCAGUCUGACCAAUUGCUUCAUUGUGUCCUUGGCAGUCACUGACCUUCUCCUUGGCCUCCUGGUGCUUCCCUUCUCAGCCAUCUACCAGCUUUCCUUCAAGUGGAGUUUCGGCCAGGUCUUCUGUAACAUCUACACCAGCCUGGAUGUGAUGCUCUGCACAGCCUCCAUCCUCAACCUAUUCAUGAUCAGCCUGGACCGGUACUGCGCCGUCACAGACCCGCUGCGGUACCCUGUGCUGGUCACCCCAGUUCGCGUCACAGUCUCUUUGAUCUUCAUCUGGGUCAUAUCCAUCACCCUGUCCUUCCUGUCCAUUCACCUGGGGUGGAACAGCAGGAAUGAGACCCGCAGGAGCGAGGACAAGUGCAAGGUGCAGGUGAACGAAGUGUAUGGACUGGUGGACGGGCUGGUCACCUUCUACCUGCCUCUCCUGAUCAUGUGCAUCACCUACUACCGCAUCUUUAAGAUCGCCCGGGAGCAGGCCAGAAAGAUCAACCACAUCAGCUCCUGGAAAGCAGCCACCAUCAGGGAGCACAAAGCCACCGUGACCCUGGCUGCCGUCAUGGGGACCUUCAUCAUCUGCUGGUUUCCGUACUUCACCGCAUUUGUCUACCGUGGCCUGAAAGGGGAUGAUGCCAUCAACGAGGUGUUUGAAGCCAUCGUUCUGUGGCUGGGAUAUGCCAACUCAGCCCUGAACCCCAUCCUGUACGCUGCCCUCAACAGAGACUUCCGCACUGCGUACCAGCAGCUCUUCUGCUGCAGGCUGGCCAGCCACCGUUCGCACAAAACUUCACUGAGGUUAAAUAACUCCCUGCUGUCCAGGAGUCAAAGCCCAGAGGCCAAGUGGCAGGAGGAGAGACCCCUGAAGCUCCAGGUGUGGAGUGGAACGGACGUCACAGCCACCCAGCGAGCCUCAGACAGGAAGCCUGCACGGUCCUGCACCAGGUGCUCCGGCAACCUCCUGAGCUGUUGCAAGAGCCUGUGGGGGCUUCAGUUCCUCCAGCAAAGCCCUUCAGGGGAGCAGUCAGGAGAGCCACUCUCGGAGGAAAACGUGAGAACGCCAUCAGAGGAAACAGUGAGGGCCUGUGAGGCUGUGUAGAUCCUGCCUUGGGACGCUAAAGAUACUGCUCCUGGUCCCCUGGAUUUCACUCCAGAAGCCCCUUGGAACCCAGGUCCUACAGCCACUAAGAAAAAAUCUUAGCCUGAGCUUGGGGGUUCUCUGAACACACACCCGGGUUCUGUGGGCCACCCACACAGGGCAGACCAGCCUGUUCUGUAUGUGCUCAACAUUCCAGACAAGUGUUCGGGCCACCUUUGGGCUGAAUUCCCUGGGUUCAAAGCUCACGUUGGUGCUGGCCCUAGGAUUCAUGAGCAGAGACAGUGGGACAAACCGAUAUAUGCACACGUGUGCAUGGAUGUGCAGUUAUAGGGACAUGCAUAUCCUCUGAAGAUACUGUUAUAAAGCACUGGCUUUUUACUCCCUCGUGAGAGCUACAGAAUGAAGUCCCGGAAUGGGAAGAAAAGAGAAGGGAAGGGAAGGGAAUUGCCUUUCAUGAACACCCCUACUAUACCAUGAUCUAUAUAACAUGUGCAGAGGGGUAAGCAUCUCCCUCCCAACUUUGUAGAGAUGGAAACUGAGCUCAGAGAAGUAUGGAACCCAACUAAGGCCACCCAGCUAGAAAGCAUGUCUUGCAAGGCAUUAAAAAAAAAAAAAAGCUGGGGAGGUGGAGACAAGUGGAUCUCCAGGAAUGACUGGUUAACCAUUCUAGCCUACUUAGCAAGUUCCAGGCCAGUGAGCGACCCCAUUUCAAAGAGGUUGAUGUAGGACUGGGCGUGGUGGUACACGCCUUUAAUCCUGGCCCUCAGGAGACAGAGGCAGGAGGAUUACUGUGAGUUCAAGGCCAGCUUGGGUUAG
Jaculus jaculus (lesser Egyptian jerboa) is the source of this 2555-nucleotide messenger RNA. RefSeq names its product histamine receptor H2 (gene Hrh2). Gene Ontology annotation, molecular function: neurotransmitter receptor activity; histamine receptor activity; G protein-coupled serotonin receptor activity. The transcript is spliced from 2 exons. Gene Ontology annotation, cellular component: dendrite; membrane. Gene Ontology annotation, biological process: positive regulation of vasoconstriction; chemical synaptic transmission; G protein-coupled receptor signaling pathway, coupled to cyclic nucleotide second messenger. Lineage: Eukaryota; Metazoa; Chordata; Mammalia; Rodentia; Dipodidae. The record is from RefSeq and is a predicted model, not a curated record. The coding region runs from base 495 to 1739 and encodes 414 amino acids.